AUGUGGUGAGUACUGAGCUUUGGAGACACUGAGCAGGGUCCUCACUGGCGCACCUUGGCUCAGCCAGACUGAACACUGCAUUUCCAGUGAGUCACAGAACAGGCCACGGAUGCCUCUGUCGUAGACAGUGACUGACACAACCUGAAAGUGUUCUGAAGAUCAUUGUUAGAGACAGAACAUAGAUCUGUGGAACACCAGCUGUGUUCUUACAAAAACUGGCUCAGGUGUGGUGUUGUGCUUCACCUUGAAUUGUCUAAUCAUAAGACUCAAUAAUGUAGGAAUUUUGGACUCUGAACUAGUUCCUUGCAGGUUUAAUGAAAGACUAAUCAACUGAAGUUUAAUGGUUAUUUUUGUUCUCAGUAACAGAUAUUGGAGAAGUUGGUGUUCAAACCUCACCAUGAGCCACAGAAGCUUGAAUAAAAUACAUUUUAAUUUAGUACGAGAAUAAAGGUACUAAAGAGAAAGGUAGGUAGCAAAUUGAACCUAAUAGCUUUUUUUUGAUCGUGAGUCAUUGUUUUAUUACUUCUGAGCCAUGGGGGUGACAGCACUGGUCACAGGAGAGGCUUGUGUAGCCCAGCAGCCCAUCUGGCAGCACAAGUGCCUGGGUGAAUGGAAGGACAGGACAAAUGAAGGAAUUGUGCUCCCAUGCAGGGCAUUCUUUAGUGCCAACUGACUGGCUUUGACUUUUUGAGUAGAGUCUUUCCUUAUUUUUCUUUCCCAAAGGGCCCAUCCAAGUUGUGACUGCUGCUGUGGAAGCACUGAGUGUCAUCCAUAGGACAAACGUCACAAUGUGGGCUGCUUCCAGUAGAUCAAAAAGGACCCUUCAGGUUUUUACCAGUUCUAGCAAUGCCCUGAGGGAGAAAAGUAAUAUGUUUUCUGGGAAAAUAAUGCCAGUUAGUAUAAGUGCUUCCAAGUUAGUUCUGCAGAAAGGUCUAGAUGGCAGUAAAUGUCCCCUGGAUGACUGUCUCACAGUGGAGGACUUGGAAGUUAUCAGGUAGAGUGAGGGUGUGAAAACUCACAGGGAAGUGAUUACUCAAAAGACUGAUGGGUCACAAGUUAAACCAUAAUAGAUUAAUGCAGGUCUGUUUGUGCUCCUCUCUAGGUGUAGGAAGUGCUGGUGAGUUGGAAAUGGUUGUGAAGUAGCUCUGAGAACAGUGAGGUCAGAGUCCUCACUGAAGCUAAAGCUAUUUGUCCUGUACUUCUUUUCCUUACCAAGGAUUUGGCAACAUUUCAUUUCACUACAUAUCAGAUCUGCUGUAAUAAAUGGAGGAUACAAUCUUAACUCAGUUCUUUGGGAGCGGUAGCCCCCGAGAAUGGCCUGGGAAUGCUGGGAUGACAGGGGCAGUAGUUGGAGCAUUGUUGUAGCUCAUGGAGCCAGGAAGAGCACUGUCACCUAUCUGCUGCUGCAAGAGAGAGGAGCUUCUCAGGUGCACACAGGUCUCUGAUGUAUAAACGAGGGCCACAGAUACAAGUUUGAAGCAAAAGCAGCUGUAGCUGCACUAGGGGUCACAGUAGGCCAGGACUUGUGAAAUGGAAUCCAUAAAUGUGCUUUAUUAGCCUUGGUUUAACCUCAGUUUGUUCUGUGGUGACAGUGUGUUGGGCUGUGCUGAAGCAGCUGUUGCAGACAGAUGUCCUGGAGCACUGAACUCAGACAGCAACAAGCUGAGGCAGUGCCACUUCAAGCUGUUUCAGCUGAGAAUUUUCUGGUUUUGCAGAAAAGCAAAACUAUCAAUAAAUUACAAGAGUUGCUCCUCGGGUGCUAGGAUGGUCAUUUCUGUAAAAGAAGUGACCCAGUGCCUGCAUAGUCACACUUGCCUGUUAUCCAAAAGAAAGGUUGGCUCUAACACAGCCAGAGGUGGCAGGUUCAGGCUUGUGGGAUUCCCUUGUGUGUGUGCUGCAGGCAGAUCCAUACACCACAAACCAGCAGCAGGAUGAGGCAGGCUCAGCACAGCAGCCUGUACAGCCUCUAGCACACGUAGUCCAGGGAAGCAGAUGGUAAUUCUCCAAACCUGAGGCUCCAAAGCUGACCGUACUCCUCCAGGCACCAGCCUCCACCCUUGGUGUGUAAGGACUUCCUGUGCCUAAUACUGGGUGAGCAGUUGCUGUUCCUCCACCAACGGGUCCCUGCCAGCUAAAUGGGUUCUUUUCAGAAAAGACAGCUGUGUGUUUCUCACUGUGUAAGGCUGUGUAUUACAAACAGGGUGGGAGCUGGGGAGGGAUACAACAGCCCCCAGCUCCUUCAGUGCAGGAGUCCCUCACUGUGUGCUGUGACCAAGGAAACACAGCUCCCAUGGCAAGGAGGGUGGUGGAAUAUCCCUCUGAGGGGGGACCCUGUACUGCUCCUGACAACACAGGGCCCCUUAGGAAGCACAAGUGGUGAUGUGCCCUGCUCCUCACUGCCAGAAUUAGUCACUCUUCUUUCAAGAGGAUCCCACUGCCACAUAUCUUCACAAGCCCAUUCUCCUUCACAAAUGCACUGACACGACCAUUCCAGCCUGCCCUGCCUGAUCACUGAGGUUUCAGUGUCUGGGAGUAAGAACCUGCCGUGGCACUGCCCCCCCUGUCACUGUGACAGUUAUUUGCACUAGGGGAGGGUGAUCAGGUGCCUCCCCAUGAGGACAGGCUGAGAAUAAAGCGAUCCAGAGAAACACUGUGGGCUGCACAAAGACUGACUGAUGAGUAGUCCUCCCAGGCUCACUCUUAGGGAGAUGUGAUUUGCUCAGGAUGUGCCAGUGUGAUGUGUGUACCUGAGCAGGAGAUUCCCCCUGUCGGCACAGAAACCCCACCAAACAAGGUGUGUUCCCCCACCAUACAAGCAUACUGGCAUCACCCCUUAUGGCUGUAGUGGUGUCUGCUGAAAGGCUUCCUUUUCUCUCCAAAGUACAGAAAACUCUGUUUGUUCAUGUCUCUGCUGUGCUGCUACACGUUUUUCCUGGCUAUGCCUAAAUCCUGUGUCACAUUUACCCUCAUUAGCGAAAUCAUUGGUUUCCAAGACAGGUCAAUCCACCCUUGGGGUGUCAGCCCUCCACUGCCCCCCUCCUGGCAUUCCAGGCCCUGUUGUGUGCAGCACGUGGGAUCCAAGAGCAGGCUAGGUAGCAGGGGAAAUUUGGCUGGUAGGAUGUUUACAGUGCCAUUCUUUCAUCUCUGGACCUAUUCUCCCUGCAGUUACUGGGUUUCCCCUGAUGGCAUUACCUGUUCCAUAGAACAGAUGUGAUUCCAUUUGAUUCUGGAGUACCUUGAGUACUCCAAUUCACACCCUUGCACCAAAGCAAGAUCCCUCCUUUCACCAAACUCCUUUUGGACCUGGGAAUGGCUCUUCUCUGGUAAUUCUGUCCCCUGUAAAUCAGAUGCUUCUGCUCUUGCCCUUCUUUGCCCCAGUUACACUCAAAUUUCUCAGGUCUGAAAGUUUAGCUGAACCUGUCACUUCCAAACUCCUCUCAGGCCAGCUGCUUUUCAUUUAGAGCAAAGUGGAAUCAUCAGCCACAGGUGUGUACUUGUCCUGCUUCUUGAGGGCUGUAACUGAGGCAGGGUAGGUCCUGCUGCCUCUGCUAUAUAACCGGCCCCACAGCACUUACUGGCUGUUCUGUUGGAGGCCAAGAUGAGCCCAGAACCUUUGAAAAAACAUGGUCAUGCUGCUGCUUCUGGGGAAAAAAGAUCUAAAAGGAAGCCAAAGAGAAAGGAAGCAUUUUCAGUCUAUAUUUACAAAGUACUGAAGCAGGUGCACCCCGACCUCGCCAUCUCCUCCAAGGCCAUGAGCAUCAUGAACUCCUUUGUGAACGACAUGCUGGAGCGGCUGGCGGCGGAGGCCUCGCGCCUGGCGCAGUACGGGCGCCGCGCCACGCUCACCAGCCGCGAGGUGCAGGCGGCCGCGCGCCUGCUGCUGCCCGGGGAGCUGGCCAAGCACGCUGUCUCCGAGGGCACCAAGGCUGUCACCAAGUACACCAGCAGCAAGUGA
Messenger RNA from Haemorhous mexicanus (house finch), 3955 nucleotides. Its product is annotated as late histone H2B.L4. Bases 3599 to 3955 code for a protein of 118 amino acids. The transcript has 2 exons. Gene Ontology annotation, molecular function: protein heterodimerization activity; DNA binding; structural constituent of chromatin. Lineage: Eukaryota; Metazoa; Chordata; Aves; Passeriformes; Fringillidae. The record is from RefSeq and is a predicted model, not a curated record. Gene Ontology annotation, cellular component: nucleosome.